Trichobilharzia szidati is the source of this 2280-nucleotide messenger RNA. The record is from the annotation of a GenBank genome assembly. Lineage: Eukaryota; Metazoa; Platyhelminthes; Trematoda; Strigeidida; Schistosomatidae.
AUGAAUCCAUUUCAAAAUAUGGCCCUCUCUUCAGAAGGCGAAUUGGUAAUGGAUUUUGAAGCAGAUUUCAGUAGUAGUGGCAGCGAAUCUUCAUCUCUGUAUAAUUCAGACUCUGGAGUUAGUGUAACAACACCCCCAUCAUGUAGCACAUGGUCAGCUUGGGAUCCUGAGCAUCCAGAUGAUACAGAGGACAUAUACUUCGACCUUACUCCUUUUUAUCAAGCACAUUCCUUUACUGUAAUUCAAGCCAUUCACUGUCUCUCCGAUAAAGAUAUUGAUAUCGUCCUUAACGCAUCUACGUAUUUGUUUCACUUAUGCAAAAAUGGAUAUGCACCUUUCAUCAGUCAGAUAUGUCCGGAUAUUCUAUUAAACAUAAAAAUUCCAGUGUUUUGUCCUUCCUCCAGCAAGUAUGUAGAUGUUAUUCAUUGUAUGAGUGGUAUAAUAAACUACUUUUCACAAUGUCCAGAAGGAAUAAAUAUGAUACUGCAUAGAGGAGGACUUGAUAUCAUAAAUGGACUACUCCUUUUUCCGUUUGAAUCAGUGUUAUAUUUUUGUGUCACCGCUUUACAUAAUGUGCUACUAAGUCAUGAAUCAGCCAAAAGUUUUAUUCAUCGGACAUGCAUUUCAAACCGCUUAAUUAAUCUUCUAAAUUAUUCCGUGGAGCACAGUGGGUUGGAUAUGUCAAGCUUGCGGAAGUCAUCCAUAAACUCCGAGAAAAGCAUCAACCCGAAAUUUUCAGCAGUUCUUUGUGACUGUUUGUAUAUAUUGGCAUAUGGACAUGAAAGUACUAAACGAUCUUUCAAGGAACAAGGGGGGUUAUCUUCUCUUCUAACACUAAUCACAGUGUCAACUUAUGAAAAGGUUUUGUGGACAGCUACUAGACUUCUUCGGGUUCUGUCUGCCUGGAUUCCGGUUAAGUGUGAAAUAAUAGCUCAAGACCCUUUCCUAUGUUUCUUCUCGCAUUGUUUAGGAUGCCAGUCGUCACGUGUAGUUGCAAAUGUACUUUGGACGAUGAGGAACCUUUCUGAUAUUGCUGUAGAUAAAAUUACUUCGGAUGUAUCUGUUAAUAUUGUGAGGCAAUUACUUUCUCUACUGAAAUCCAGUACCUAUGGUGACAGUUGCGUAAAGCAUUAUUCUUUCAAUAAUCGAGAUGACUGCUCCGUUUUCCGGUGCAUUCUCGGAACAUUAGCCAAUUUAACAUGUAGAAAUAAUGCUGCAAAGUGCUAUGUUGUCCGACACAAUGGAAUUGAUCUGAUCCUACAAAUUUUAUAUGCUGAAAUACGUGGACAAAAAAAUUAUUAUCAUACAAUGUGUGAAACUCUUAGUCAAGCAUUAUUAAAUAUGUCUAUCCAAUGUAAAACUGAUGGUGAUGGAGUAGUAACAGCGGCGUCUUCUUCAACCGCUUCCCUGACAACGAAAACAUCAUCGAUCCCAACAACACCAACUAGUGAGAUCAAUAAUAGCCAUCAUAAUAAUAAUUCAUGCCAUAAAUUAUUAAUUUCUCCUUUAGAUUCAAUUUUUACAAUGAAAAAACAUUAUUCAUUAAAACAAAACAGCGAAUUAUAUCAUUUACAUGAUAAUAAAUUAAAUAAUAGUAAUAAUAAUAAUAAUUUAUUGAAUACAACACCAAUAUUGAAUGCAACAUUAGAUUUAAUUGAAGCGGGUAUUCGUUGUUUAUCACAUUUAACUGUUGGACAUAGUGAAUUAUUCAAUGUGUUCAAUUAUUUUAUUCAUCAACGUUUUGCAUCAAAAUUAAUCAUAUCAAUGGGUAGUAUAUACUUGCCAUCAUUAUUAUCAUUUCCAUUUGAUCAACAUAUUGAUUUAUGCAGAAAAGAAGAGACUACCACUUCUAAUACUACUACUAAUAAUAAUAAUAAUAGUAGUAGUAAUAAUAAUACUUGGGAAUUCGAUUGUUUAACACAAAUUCUUCAGUUAACUAAAACAUGGAGUAUUCUAGUACGAAAUAUUUGUGUGAAUACAUCGUUGUCGUCAUCAACAUCCUCAUCAUUGAGAAUAAAUCGCAAUGCUGAAGUAGUGUCUAAUGAUGGAAUUAAUUCGAAUUUAUGUUGGCCUAAGCAUUUACGUUCACAACUUCGACAUGGAGUACAUAAAUUAGUGCAAAAUUUAAGACAUUUAAUGAAUUCGCUACCUCGAGAUUGUCAACCGAAAGAGCUGAAAACCACCAUGGAUAUUGUUCAUAAUUUAUCGAUUACGCUGAGUAAUUCUAAUGGCAAUAAUCAUAAUAAUAACAGUAACAACAAUAAUAUUUACACCACCUAA